UACAAUUUUUUGCACAAUGGUUAAGCAAACCUCAAUACAAGUAAAAAACCUAAGAUAUUCACCAACAUGAAACCAUCUUGUGGUUGCAUUUGCUUUUUCUUUCUAAAUAAUUCUAUUUUCCAUGCCUCUAUGCUAUUUACAAAAUUUCAAAUGAUUGUAGAGAAACAUCAAGAUAUGAAAUAAUAUCAACUCAUUUAUCUAAUGCUCUUCCCUACUAUCACAAUCAGUUCAGAAAGUUUUUUUUCCAAUGAAAAAACCAAUUAGUUAUUUAUUUAAUUAAUACCGUUCUCAAUAUUUUUAGUAGGGUGAUCAAGGAUUCCUUGACAUGAAGACAUAUUUUAUGAGCAAAAUAGUUGACAUUUGUUACCACCUGCUGUUGCCCUUAAUUUGUGCACCUCACCCUUCACAAGUUUUUAGUUAAUCUGACGUGGCAACUGUGAAGAAAACAAAUGUUUGAAAUCAUACAUCUCUUCAUCCUUCAUUUGUUUUCUAAGUUUGCAUUUCUAUUUUCUAUUUGUUAGGGGAAGAGUAGCAACUGUGCUUUUACCACAAAAGACUACCCAAUAGAAAUAGAAAAGUCUUAAUUACAUUAUGCAGGAACGGCCUUUGGAAGCUUGCUUAUUGGCUUACACUUUGUCCCUUUUAUUUUAUUCAAGUUAAAAAAAAGAAAAAAAAAAUUGUUAUUUAUGAUGGAAAUUCAAUUUGUAUUGCAACUAUUAUGUGCAAUCUGCAAUCAAAUGAUCAAAACACACAAAUAUAUACAAAUAUAUACAAAUAUAUACAAAUACAUGAAAAGCAUUCUAUUGUGAAAUGACAAAAGCCUUAUAAUUAAAAUAAAUUCAACAUGAUCAAUUUAAAUCCAUUAUUUACACAAACAAUAAACCUUUUGUAUAAUGCCCAUUAAUCGCCACAAUUGUUUUUUCCAUUUAUUUAAUCGUCAUGAUAAUGACUUGUCAACAUGCAAAUUCAGAUGUAUUAACCAAAAACAUAAAGAGUGGUAAAACUUCUAGGGUAUGUAGUUUAUCCCCAAAGCAUGACAAAACCUCCAAGAAUGAUUUGACAAGAGACAAUGUUGUAUGUGUUAAAAAAAUAGGAAAAAAAGACUUCACCAUAUGUUUGUCUAAGCUUUCACAAAGUCAAGUAGACUCAAAUGGUAAGUUGAAACCUAAAAUGCCUAUGUCAAUUAUUAUACAUUCAAGCCCAAAAUGUAAAGUUGACCCACAUCCAUGUUUUGAGACAUUGGCGGAUAAAAAAUCAAAUGCUGUUGUUAACACAGUUAAAAAGAAAUUAAGCUAUACAAUUGACUCACCUGCUGACAAUUUGAAAAUCUCAUUGAUGGGCGAUAGUCUUGAUGAAACAUUUAAAUCCAAAGCUCCUCUUUAUCCCAUGAUGUUGCUUAAAGGUGGUGGACAUGGAUCGGUGCCCAACUCUCAUACAUGUCAAAAGUUUUCAAACCCUCAAGCAAAAUGCUCUUUUGUAUCUCCAGAUACUUUAGAUUCUUCUAAUUCUCAAGGAAAUGACGUGAAUGUAAAUUUGCCAAGAACUGGUGUUAAGUUGAAUAUAAAGAUAAAAAGCAAUGAUGUUAAUGUUAACUAUGGUAGCCCCACAAAUAAUCUCUGUAGCCCUAAAAUUCAUGAUAGCCCAAAAUAUGAAAGCAAAAUUUGCGACAAAAGUUGCAAUAAAAACGAAAGAUCAUGUCCAUCUGUAAAAUUAGGAGGUUAUUUGCAACCCACAAUAUCAUCCACUAUUGCAAAUAGGAAUGAGAUUUAAGGUUGAAAAUGUGUUUAAUCUACCUGAAUUGAAUGAUAAUACUUAAUUACUUGAAUUCUGUAUGAAUGUAGAAUGACGCAGCUAAAAAAAGAAAUGUCAAUCAAUUCAACACUCAUACAUGCACCUGCUCCACAUCCACCAUUUGUAAAAUUUUGAAAAUUAAAAAUAGAAUUGAUUACAUUUAAGUUUAAAAGACAACGUUAUUCAUUGCAUUAAAUUUAAAUGUGUUUCUUUGGAAAUCUAAGUAUUCUAUUUUGGUUUCAGAAUGAGUAUUAAACAUACAUAUCAUUAAAAAUGACUACAACAACAUGUUUUUGCUAUAAUUACUCGUGGGAUUAUAAUUCAUUUAAUGAAAUCAAGAUAGGCAGCCUAUUCUUAGUUUUCUUUUCAAAAACAUACAAAAGGAAAUAAAUUUAUCAAUAUUUUUAAAAAAUUUUCCAACAGUACAUAAUGUAGUAAAAUUAGAUAAUAAUCAGGAUUUGAAAUGAAUAAAUGAAUUACCAUAUUUACAAAAAAAACAUAUAUAAAUACAUUGAAUUCAUUA
Molecule: messenger RNA, 2314 nt
Organism: Physcomitrium patens
Lineage: Eukaryota; Viridiplantae; Streptophyta; Bryopsida; Funariales; Funariaceae
Source: RefSeq, a predicted model, not a curated record